GGGUAGGGUUAGGUUUGCGGUUCAAGAUUAUGGUUUGUAUUGGUUAGGAUUCGGGUUUUGGUUAGUAGUUGGUUUAAGGAUGGUUAGGCUCUUAUGAAAGUUAAAAUGACUUGAUUGAGUGUUUGGGUAAGGGGGAGUCUUUGAGAGUGUCCAAGAUUACGGUUAGGUUUGUGUGAAAUUGGGUUCAGGCUUUUCCUUCACAGUUUGGGAAUGCCAAGUUAAAUGCGAAGUUCCUGUGAAUCCUCUUAUCAGUUUUCAUAAACACGUGGACCAAUGUGACCGUAACGGCAAACGUGUAUGGCUGAAAGGAGUGCGUCUGCUUGACGGUUUGGAGGGGCGGGCAACGGGAUACAAUCAGUGGGUGGACCUUGUUGACUCGCAUUUCCACUUCCACUCCCUUUCCCCUCCACUUUGCUCCACUUGACUUCAUCUUUGUCUUCCAGUCUCAGCACUCACUGACAGAUCCUGGAUCUCCCUGUGGAGCUGGAGAAGGAACCACCCUGGCAUAAAACAAUGGCGCUGUGCACACCGAACGCGGAUCCCUCCAAAGCCAUCCGAAGUGACGGGAAAGAGCCCGGCGAGGCUUCAGCCGGGUUGAUGCCAGCCACUGUUAACCUGAGGCUGACCCGAAGUUUGUCCAAGUCGGACUCGGACUUGUUGGCGCCGCCGCCGCUCGGAGAAGAUGACGGAGGUCAUGCUGCUCGCAGCGGAUCCGUGUCCAAGUGCAAGCAGGGCCAGCCCUCCAAGGAGCGAAUGCCUUCCUUCGCCUCUGAGUGGGAUGAGAUUGAGAAAAUCGUGGACCUGAUCGGCGCAGGCAUUGAGACGUCCGACAAGAAACAGGCGAACUCAGAUGGGGCGUGCGGCAAAGCCCUGGACCAGCCGGUUGGUGAGUGGCUGGAGCGAGCUGGGCUGCCGCAGUACGAGGGCAAGUUCCUGCUCAACGGCUUUGACGACCUGCGCUUCAUGGGAAGUAACGUGAUGGAGGAUCAGGAUCUGCGAGACAUCGGGAUCACCGACCCAGGACACAGGAAGAAAAUCCUGCACGCGGCACGUGGAUUACCAAAGGUCAAAGCUCUGGGCUGUGAUGGUAGCACAUCUCUGGCCUCGUGGUUGGACGGCCUGGGCCUGCACGAGUAUCUGCCCAACUUCCUAUCCAGUGGCUACCGCACGCUGGAGUGUGUCAAGAACCUGUGGGAGCUGGAGAUCAUCAAUGUCAUCAGGGUGGGUCCGCUGGGUCACAGGAAGCGGAUCAUCGCUUCUCUGGCUGAGAGACCCUACGAGGAGGCACCCUCCAAGUCCCGACGCCUGUCUCCUAUCAUGUUCCACGACCUCCUGUCCCAGACCACUUGCCCCUUGGGCCAGAUGGACCCCUACACCAGUCGCUCCAUGGACAUGCUGCUGCCCCUGGCCGAAGCCGACCGGCGGCGGCGAGGAGGACUGGAACAGGACUGUAGCAUCUCUUUGCGUUCCUACUGUGAGCGGCCGCGCUCUGUUGACCGACACAGCGAGCGACACAAAGAAUCUCGCGCCAACCCGCGGCCGCCGAGCCACUCUGCUACCUAUGCUACCGUGUCCGCUUGGCACCACCAGCCUGAGAAACUCAUUUUGGACGCCUGUGGGUAUGAGGCAACUUACUUAGGUUCGAUGAUAAUCAGGGAUCUACGAGGGAUCGAGUCCACACAAGAUGCCUGCGCUAAAAUUAGAAAAUCAAAGGAUUCCAGAAAAGGUCCCGUUGUUAUUCUCUCCAUCACCUACAGGGGGGUGAAGUUUAUUGACGCAGCCUCAAAGACCAUAGUAGCAGAGCACGAGAUCCGGAACAUCUCUUGUGCCGCCCAGGACCCGGACGACCUGUGCACGUUCGCCUACAUCACCAAGGACCUGAAGAGCGGCCACCAUUUCUGUCAUGUCUUCAGCACGGCAGAGGUGACGCAGACGUACGAAAUCAUCCUAACUCUGGGCCAGGCCUUCGAAGUAGCCUACCAGAUGACCGUGCAGUCCAGGCAGAGACACUUCAUCCCCCACUCGUCCCUGGGCUCUGAAGUCGUCGAGACCAAGAGCAGCCGGCCCGUGUCUCAGGCGUGGAGCAGCAUGAGGAGAUCAGCAGGUGCCCCCGUGCUCGAAUGCCGCUGCUGUCACUGUCACACGUGCACCACCCACCGUCCUACCUUCCUUCCGCUGCACUCCGUUAGCCCCGGAGUCCAGAUCGACCCCCUGGAGAUGGACGCCGACAUGCACUCCCUGGGCAGCACCUCCUGGCUCUUGGACCAGCGCGAUGCCAACAGGCGGCCCGUCAGCACCAAGUACGAGACCACCAUAUUCUGAGGCCCCCCCACCCCUACCCACCCUCUCCUCCGAAUCCCACUUCCACAACCCGUGCCCCCUCCCACCUUGCAUCCGGUUCGCAAUCCACGCACAGUUCGAGCCCCGUGCCUUCUCACUGUGAUGGUGUAGCCACCCCUCAGGGCUGCCUCCUCCUGCACCUCCAUCUUUUUCUUUUGCCCAGCAACCUCCGAUAAGGAUCCCCCCGACUGCGACUGGGGUUGCACCCCUGGACUGAGCUAAUUUUUCCUUGCAUUUUCAACCCCUUGAUAGCUCCCAGAGGUUGCUUAUUUGUAUAUUGUGUCCCAAAAAAAAUGAGAUUUUCCUCUUUCAAUUAUGGACUUUUUUUUUCUUUGUCCGUGUGUAGCCUCUCUUGUCUUACCAGGCAUCAACCACUGUGAGACUUUGUGAGGAGGGUCAGGAUGCCAAACCAAUGAGCAGUUUUGUUUUUGUUGUUUUCUAUGCAUUUGUACAAAAAAAAAAAAUAAUCAACACGCUGGAUGGGUCACUAACACACUUUGCUGCACUUUGAGGAGGCUGGCAGCCCGAUGUCAUGUCAUGGCCCCCCCAUCCCAGUGAACACCACCCAAUGACUGCACGCUGCUUCUCCAACACACUUGACUGAGAGACUGAGGGGGACAAGGGGGGUUGUUGUGGGGGUCUCUGCUCUGGCCUUGUAACUGCCCUGUGCCUCUCAGCUUCACGGUAGCACGGAGAGACAAAACAAACUUAACAAAAACAACAAAAAAAAAACAC
Hippocampus comes (tiger tail seahorse) is the source of this 3075-nucleotide messenger RNA. RefSeq names its product ankyrin repeat and sterile alpha motif domain containing 1Ab (gene anks1ab). Gene Ontology annotation, biological process: ephrin receptor signaling pathway. Gene Ontology annotation, molecular function: ephrin receptor binding. Bases 514 to 2322 code for a protein of 602 amino acids. Lineage: Eukaryota; Metazoa; Chordata; Actinopteri; Syngnathiformes; Syngnathidae. Gene Ontology annotation, cellular component: cytosol. The transcript has 14 exons. The record is from RefSeq and is a predicted model, not a curated record.